Messenger RNA from Leptosia nina, 1482 nucleotides. NCBI's taxonomy places the organism in Eukaryota, Metazoa, Arthropoda, Insecta, Lepidoptera, Pieridae. The record is from the annotation of a GenBank genome assembly.
AUGUCCGGGAGCAAUGAAAAAGUUUCGACUACGCAGCGAAUGAUCCAAAGUGUAGCUUUCCCUCCCAGUCAUAAGCUCACUGUGUCAGAAGUGUUCGAUGAAAAAUCGGGGAAGCCUCUGCCAGAUGUACUUAAGCAACAUUUUAUAUUAGAGGGUCGAAUCGAAGAAAACGCGGCUUUACGAAUUAUUCAAGAUGGUGCCACCCUACUUCGAUCAGAAAAAACUAUGAUCGAAAUUGAUUCUCCAGUGACAGUUUGUGGAGACGUCCAUGGGCAAUUUUACGAUUUGAUGAAGUUGUUCGAGGUCGGAGGCUCUCCUUCGUGCACGAAGUACUUGUUCUUAGGCGAUUAUGUCGACCGAGGCUAUUUCAGUAUAGAGUGUGUCUUGUAUCUCUGGGCGUUGAAAUUAUGCUAUCCGAAGACAUUAUUUCUGUUACGCGGCAAUCACGAAUGUCGACACUUAACAGAAUAUUUUACAUUCAAACAAGAAUGUAAAAUUAAGUACUCAGAAAAAGUAUAUGAUGCUUGUAUGGAUGCCUUUGACUGCUUACCUCUUGCUGCUCUUAUGAACCAGCAGUUUCUCUGUGUUCAUGGAGGUCUGUCUCCUGAAAUUAAUAGUUUAGAUGAUAUUCGUAAACUAGAUAGAUUCAAAGAACCUCCUGCUUAUGGAGCUAUGUGUGAUCUUCUUUGGUCUGAUCCAUUGGAGGACUUUGGCAAUGAGAAGAAUGCAGAGCAUUUCUCCCACAACUCGGUUAGAGGUUGCUCUUAUUUUUACAGCUAUGCAGCCUGUUGUGAUUUUCUCCAAAGAAACAAUUUGUUGUCUAUUAUUCGUGCUCAUGAAGCUCAAGAUGCUGGUUAUCGGAUGUACCGUAAAAGUCAAACUACUGGAUUUCCAAGUCUGAUUACUAUAUUUUCAGCACCUAACUACUUGGAUGUUUAUAACAAUAAAGCUGCAGUCCUUAAGUAUGAAAAUAAUGUGAUGAACAUAAGACAAUUUAACUGCUCACCUCAUCCAUAUUGGUUACCUAAUUUCAUGGAUGUUUUUACUUGGUCACUCCCCUUUGUGGGUGAAAAGGUAACAGAAAUGUUGGUCAAUGUUUUGAACAUAUGUUCUGAUGAUGAGCUCAUGUCAGAAGGUGAUGAUGCAUUGGAGGAAGCUAAUCUCCGGAAGGAAGUGAUCCGUAAUAAAAUACGUGCAAUUGGGAAAAUGGCCCAUGUCUUCUCUGUUCUUCGAGAAGAGAGUGAAUCUGUUCUUCAGCUUAAAGGAUUGACACCUACAGGGGCACUGCCACUCGGUGCCCUCUCAGGAGGUAAAACUUCUCUCAAAAAUGCCCUUCAAGGCUUCUCUCCAAAUCACAAGAUUACCUCAUUUGCGGAGGCUAAAGGUUUAGAUGCCAUUAAUGAACGUAUGCCACCAAGGCGUGAUGGCCAACGCACACCAGAUACUCAAGAGAAGAAGCCACAUGUUAACAGCAACUCGUGA